This is a messenger RNA of Malus domestica (apple), 984 nucleotides long. The record is from RefSeq and is a predicted model, not a curated record. Lineage: Eukaryota; Viridiplantae; Streptophyta; Magnoliopsida; Rosales; Rosaceae.
AUGGCUGAGUUUGAGAAAAAAGCUCGUGAUUUUUAUGCGCAUCCGUUUGAUCCUCUGAUGAAAAUGGAGUUUCUCCACAUGAUGAUACUUGAUGGUUGCUUCCUAGUACAAAUAUUUAGGAAGUUUGUGAAUAAGGAACAGAGGGACAUUAAUGACCCUUUAUUCAACAUGGAUUGCAUGUUCCAGUACAUAUGCCAUGACCUUUUGCUCUUAGAAAAUCAGAUUCCUUGGUUUGUCCUCCAGUCCAUGUAUGAGCUCACCGUGAAGUAUUACCAGAACCAUGAGCGCUGCCUCUCGGAACUCAUCCUCACCGCGCUCAGCUCACAACCACAACUGUCCCAUAACUGCCGGUGGUAUCUGGAUCAUCUAAGAGGAAAUAGUUACAAAGAGGACGAAAGUGUGCUCCACAUUCUCGAUCUCAUAAGAACUUCCAUAGUUUUCUCAUUCACCGAACGCUAUGAGAAACCUCCCUUCGAUGCAAAGAUACAACUGAUAGCUUCAGCAACUGCUCUUUCUGAGGCCGGCAUUAGAUUCAAAAUGAGCUCCGAUGAAUGUAAAAGCAUAAUGAACAUCGAAUGCGAGAAUGGGGAACCUGAUCGCCUUGGAGCAAUGCUGUGUUAUGGUCGUUCGCAUAAAAUCACAUCUUAUGCCGUUCUGAUGGAUAACCUCCUCGGCUCUAGCAACGAUAUAAAAUUUCUCUGCGACAAGGAAAUUAUAGGUAACUGGCUGAGCGCUGAAACUGGUUCUGAGUUCUUCAGCAAGCUUUACUGCGACACGGUGCUUACUUAUUUCUACUAUGGUGGACUCUGUACUCGAGUGAAGGAAUACCAAACUGCAUUGAGGAGGUGGCGAGAAAUAUUCAAGCGUAACUAUUGGUCAGAUCCAUGGAAAGCCACCUCCUGGACUGUAGCAAGUAUCCUUCUGAUUCUCACCUUAGUGCAGACUGCAUACACCAUUAAGCAAUACUAUUCUCCUCAGGGAUGA